GAUAGCGCAAGAGACAUCCAAGACACCAUAAAAUUUGGCGGGUUUAACUACCCAUUGCCUCGUUGACGUUGGGAAGUCUUCUUCUGUCCUCGCCAGUCGCCACCCAAUUAAAAUAGAAAAAGCGAUGAUCGGAGAUCGGAGGAGUUGGAGACUUUGGAGGAAGGAAGGAGGAGCGUUAACCCAAACGCAUUUAACGGCCAUUUCGUUCUUUCUGGAGGAUGAUGAUGGGGUGGAAGCACUUCAGUCGACGCACACGAAGAAACCCAUUUUCAGCUUUUUUGACGUAGAAGACCAUGAUCAACAAUUCCACGCAACAAAUACGCGAAAAAUAUUACAACCAAAAUAGACAAGAGAGAAUCCUUGUUAUUCUUCUUUAUUUUCUUAUUCUCUGUGAACUGGCCUUACUCUAACCAGAACCCGAUCUGGGUCCCCUGUAAAUGUUAAACAUUCUCUUUCAUCGUUCUAUCUGUUAAGGGGGUCCAGCUCGCGUGUGCUGGUAGAUAAUUUUGCCUAAAGACUUGAGUCUGGUCUGUUUUUGAAGAUACGUUUCGGUGAUACUCGCGCCGGUUAGGGUUCAUUUUUUUUUUUGAUUUCAUUGAAUAAGUUUUCGAUUCGUUAUGUGGAGCGUCGGAACUCCUACUGACUCCUUUUAUGAAGUUCGGGCUGAAUGCACCGAUGAUGUUCCAAAGACUCGGUUCAAGAUAAAGGGUGGGAAAACUCUAAGUGAAAGGAGAUGGCAUGCUGCAUUUUCUCCAGAAGGUCAUCUGGAUAUUUCAAAGACACUUAGCAGAAUCUAUCGUGGGGGUAUUCAUCCCUCAAUAAGAGGAGAAGUUUGGGAAUUCUUACUUGGAUGUUAUGACCCUGAAAGCACCUUUGAAGAACGAGAGGAGAUACGCCAACGUCGAAGGGUGAAAUAUGCUAUGUGGAAAGAAGAAUGCAGGCAGAUGGAUCCUGUUGUUGGCAGUGGAAGAAUUAUCACAGCACCCUUAAUCACUGAAGAUGGUGAACCUAUUCAAGAUCCUUUAGUACUUUUAGAAGCAAAUCCAGAUAAAGGGUCUGCUUCAACCACAGAAGAAAAUUGUGAUGGUUCAGUUAGCAAUGAAUCACAUGAUACUACAUUAGAUAGUGCAAGUUCAAAUGCAUCGGAAAGUGUAAACAAGCCAAAAGGUGAAGUUAUUCGGGAGAAGAAAAUAAUUCAAUGGAAGCUCACUCUACAUCAAAUAGGUCUUGAUGUAGUUCGAACUGACAGGACAUUAGUUUUUUAUGAGAAACAAGAAAAUUUAUCAAAACUUUGGGAUAUUCUGGCAGUUUAUGCCUGGCUAGAUAAAGAUGUUGGAUACUGUCAAGGAAUGAGUGAUCUUUGCUCUCCAAUGAUAAUUCUCCUCGAAAAUGAAGCAGAUGCAUUUUGGUGCUUUGAGCGUUUGAUGCGUAAAUUG
Molecule: messenger RNA, 1436 nt
Organism: Nelumbo nucifera (sacred lotus)
Lineage: Eukaryota; Viridiplantae; Streptophyta; Magnoliopsida; Proteales; Nelumbonaceae
Source: RefSeq, a predicted model, not a curated record